Molecule: messenger RNA, 552 nt
Organism: Lasiodiplodia theobromae
Lineage: Eukaryota; Fungi; Ascomycota; Dothideomycetes; Botryosphaeriales; Botryosphaeriaceae
Product: Transcription elongation factor s-ii protein
Exons: 1
Coding region: 1-552 (183 amino acids)
Source: RefSeq, a predicted model, not a curated record
AUGGCUGACACUACUUCCCGCUCCGCCACUCUCCGCUCCGUUGCACAGGAAUUUUCCAACGCCUUUGUCUCAGGCUCUCUACCGCCUCCGGAGCUUCUGGAAAAAUACUUUGUCGCCAAUGAUCCACGAAUCAUUGAGCAUGGUCCAGAAUGGGCCCAGAAGCGUCUCCCCUUUGUCGGGAAGCUCUUUCGCGGCCGUCGCAGCAGCACCUUGACGACAAACGGAGCAAACACCACCGCCGACAGCAUCACUUGCGACGACUAUUUCGACCUUUUGGGGGCUACCUUGGCCCUUCAUGCACACGCAAACACCUUGCCGAAAGAGAAUGCGUACGUCGUCGAUCCAAAUGCCCUUCACUCUCCAGACCAAGGGCCUGGUGCUGUGUUGGUGAAAUGCCACGCUUCUUUGUCUGGCGUGCAAACCAAGCGCACUUGGGAGGAGCAUUUUGUAUUUGUUUUGAGCGGGUUUGAUGCCGAUGGAAAAAUUGGCCAGCUGGAAAUCUGGGCCGACAACCUGAAUGCGUGGGCAGGUGUGGGUGAAGAGGAGCUUUGA